GAAAGAACGCGCAUGGUGCAGUAGCCCGUCAAUUUCAUUGCAAUGCCCGGUGAAGGUCGAAAUUAUUGCUACUGGUUGCUGAAUCGCCCUGGAGAUCUGUAUCGAUAGAAGAUUCGGUUAUCCAAUGAUCACUUGCCUGGAAAAAUAUAACAUUCGUUGGAUACAAACAUCGUUGCCGAUGCAAAAUGGAUGACCGACAAUAUGCAGAGUAUGAUGAUGGUAGCAGGGAAGGCGUAAAAUAUGAAUAUUUAUCAGAAACUGAAGCUCUUCAAGAACAGUGGAAGAAAAUAAAUGAAUUGCCGAAUAAGGAAGCGUGGCCAUUUUCAUCGGGAAUGUUAGCGCUAUCCCUCAAUGCAUCAUUGUCUGGUUUGGUAGCAAUGUCGUUUUAUCGUAGAAUGAUGCGAGUGACAACGGGUGUAGUGGUGUCGACGUUACCCAUGGCGGUUGUCCCAUUCAUAACUACUGCGGCUAUGUGGCAUACAUUUGUUAAUAUACCUAUACUGCUUGGCAAAAUAGAUUGUCCAGUAUGUGUGCAGAUCAGAGGGGCUACUUUAAAUCUUGCUGUUGGUGCUAUCUAUCCCACACUGUUGGCAGCUCCAUUGGUAGCAUCAGUCGCUAUCAGAAGUAAGACCAUGGAACCACCGCACAAGAAAGGUCUGUUGGGAAUGUGGAAAUGGUACACAAAAAUGAACAAACAUAUGAAAGUUCGUUUUCUGACUAUUGCCUUUUAUCAAACUGUAUUGGGUGGGUAUGUGUCGACGAAAGCAUACAAGGCGUACAAGAAUAUGGGAUCAUUUUUUGAACCAGCCGAGAAGCCUAGAUAUGACGAAAAGAUGUAUUAAUGAGAGAGAGAAACAAGAAAUCAUUUUUCCUAGAUUUGUUAAUUGUAAAAUUAUAAUUUCUCGAACAGAAAGCAUUUGGAAAAUUGGUGUGAGGGAAAGAAGGAUGUGUGUUGACAGUUUGAAGUCUUAAAAGCAUGUCAAUUUCAAAUCCUGGAUUUCUUCAUCUGCAUUUUAGUGAAAGCAGCAGUAAUUCCAGUUAGUGUGUUUUCUAAUAUAUGUGUGUCUAGAACUGCCACUUUUUUAAAUAAAAGAAUGAUUUUUUCUCUGAAUUAUGCUAGUAGUGAGUUCAUUGUUUCGCCAGGUAUUGUAAGAAACAAUAUUUAAAUGUUAAUUUUUGUCUAUUGUUACAAAAUAAAUAUUCAAAUUUGAUAGCAUGGCUAUG
Messenger RNA from Saccoglossus kowalevskii, 1224 nucleotides. Its product is annotated as transmembrane protein 126A-like. Gene Ontology annotation, cellular component: mitochondrion. Gene Ontology annotation, biological process: mitochondrial respiratory chain complex I assembly. NCBI's taxonomy places the organism in Eukaryota, Metazoa, Hemichordata, Enteropneusta, Harrimaniidae. The record is from RefSeq and is a predicted model, not a curated record.